AUGGGUCCGUCGCGGUUAGUAAUAUCCGGAGGAAAACCAAUCCUAUCGUCUUCGAAUAGCUGGACACAAGACCCUUCGAAUUGGUUGCUGCGCAAUUCGACAGGAGAACCGUAUCUUUGCGGCAAUGUCACCGGAUCUCGACACUGUCCUCCGACGCACACAUGCCUUUGCACUGGCGGAAAUCCCAACCACGGUUACACUAGCUUCGACAAUUUCCUGUGGUCGAUGCUAACAACGUUUCAGCUCAUUACCCUCGACUACUGGGAAAACGUUUACAAUAUGUUCACAAUUGAGGUUGAAAACGAAUCACAAUCUGUUCCCUUUUUGGACACAAAAUUGAUUCGUUCUCAACAAAAACAAAAUAUUGGUAGAUUAGUAAAGAAAAUGGCCAUGACUUCAGAGAGCUAUUUACGUCCUACCAUAUACUUAGUUAAAGAAAUGAAAUGUCCAAAUCCUAACCGAUUAGGUCUACAAAGUAGGCAGGCCAGUAGUAAUAGCGGAGAAGGUAAUAAUAGAGAAUCUUCAUUAGACGAUUCUGGAGUCGUCGAUGAUCAUGAGCCAGAGGGUGAUGCCACAUCGGAGGAGGUAACUUCCCAUUUAACACCUAGUAGUAGGAGGAUCGAGGUGACACCUGUUACUGUUGCUGUAAGCCCGAAAGAAAUAAAGGUCAUCAAAUGCAACGGCGUCGGGAGUUGUAAGAAAAAAGAAAUGUAUACACUUCAGCCUGAUUAUCUAUCACAUAUCGUUGUUAUCAAUCAACAAAUACCAGAUAGGAACUGUUCUGGGUGUGAGUCGUGUUGUAUGGACUACGAAGGAUGGUUACAGUUCCAGCAAGGAUUAUAUCAGAUUGUCAAGGAUCCUCUGUUUGAACUUGCCAUAACAGUCUGCAUUGUACUUAAUACGAUGUUUCUCGCCAUGGAACAUCAUGGGAUGAGCGAAUCGAUACUAAAAGCAUUAGAUAUAGGCAAUAAAUUGCGAGUAUUAAAAUUAGCUCAGUCUUGGAUAACUAUGAAAGUGCUUCUAAGUAUCAUUAUAAGUACUAUAGGAGCUUUAGGAAACUUGACUCUAGUUUUAGCCAUCGUUAUUUACAUAUUCGCCGUCAUUGGAAUGCAGCUAUUUGCCAAAGAUUACACAGAGGAGAAGUUUUUUCCUGACCCAGUUCCAAGAUGGAAUUUCACUGACUUUUUUCAUUCGUUCAUGAUGAUUUUUCGCAUCCUUUGUGGAGAAUGGAUCGAACCGUUGUGGGACUGUAUGAGAGCAGAACGAGCAGAGGUAAAGUAUUGA
Diabrotica balteata is the source of this 1284-nucleotide messenger RNA. The record is from the annotation of a GenBank genome assembly. Lineage: Eukaryota; Metazoa; Arthropoda; Insecta; Coleoptera; Chrysomelidae.